Durio zibethinus is the source of this 1714-nucleotide messenger RNA. Its product is annotated as pathogenesis-related thaumatin-like protein 3.5. The record is from RefSeq and is a predicted model, not a curated record. Lineage: Eukaryota; Viridiplantae; Streptophyta; Magnoliopsida; Malvales; Malvaceae.
GGCAAAUUCAAUUCUCCUUUAUAAAUGGUUAAAUACCCAUUCUGUAACGCCAUUGCAGAAUCUCACACUUUCCCAAACCCCAUUUCUGAAGAGCAAGAAGAAGAGUGUCCGCUUUGGGCCAUCCACCUCAACCUCCUCCUCUUCUUCUUUCUUCUUAUUAUAUAGAAGAUUCUUCUUGCAAACUCUAAUGGCCCAAUAUACAUUUAUUGCCACUAUUUGUCUUCUUAUUCUGUCAUGUUCGUUCAUAUCAGGAGUGCAAGCAACAACCUUUACAAUAGUAAACAAGUGUGACUAUGUAGUAUGGCCUGGAAUUCUCUCAAACGCAGGUGCUCCAACACUUUCUACUACGGGCUUCACUCUCCAAAGAGGUGAAACCAAAACCAUUACCGCACCGACAUCAUGGGGAGGUCGCUUUUGGGGUAGAACCCAUUGCUUGCAAGAUUCCACUGGAAAAUUUUCAUGCCUGACGGGUGAUUGUGGCUCCGGGAAGCUAGAAUGUUCAGGAAAUAGCGCUGCUCCUCCUGCAACUUUGGCUGAAUUUACUUUGGAUGGUGUUGGUGGUCUUGAUUUUUUUGAUGUGAGUUUGGUGGAUGGUUACAACGUCCCUAUGUUGGUAGUUCCUCAGGGUGGCACAGGGCCAAAUUGUACGUACACAGGCUGCGUUGUGGAUCUCAAUGGCUCUUGUCCUUCGGAGCUCAGGGUGAUGAGCAGAGAUGGCAGAGAUGGCGUCGCUUGCAAGAGUGCUUGCGAGGCCUUCCGCCAGCCUCAGUACUGUUGCAGCGGCGCGUAUAACACACCCUAUACUUGCAAGCCUUCUUCGUACUCGGAGGUCUUCAAGAUAGCUUGCCCACGCGCCUACAGCUAUGCCUAUGAUGAUAAGACCAGCACCUUCACAUGUGCGAAUGCUGAUUACACGAUUACUUUCUGUCCUUCGCCUAACACUAGUCAGAAAUCAUCACAAGGGCAGAACACAACUCAGGGGCAGAACAAUGAAACAACAACGACAACGUCACCUCUUAUCAACAGCACAAUGGUGUACGAAGGUGCCUUUUACGACGAAAGUGCGGCAUCACCGUCCACGUGCACCCACGUGUUCGGAUCACAUCGGAUUGCGGGAAUUGUUGGCAUCACAAUGGCGAUUUGGUGGUCGUGGCAACUCUUCUAUCUUGUUCACUAACCUUUAUCUGUAGGGUAGGGGCCAUAAAGGGCCGUAAACUUAGAAAAGGAAAACUUAGGGACAGGCAGAAUAUAGCUAGGCCCCAUGCCCCCGUCUAACUUUAGCCCAUUGGAGUGGUGGAAGUGUCUGUAUCAAACAUGGGCCUGUGACCAGGUUUGGUCCCAUGGCUUGUCCACGGUAACGUGGAAUCCAGUCAUGACAGAAAAAGCUCACCCGUCUCAACUACCGCUCCUCUCUAGCUAAAUUUAGCUACUGGGGUUUUAAUUAGUGUUAGAGGUGAUUGGGCAAGCUAGCUGUUUGUUGUAUUUCCUUGUCAUUUAAUCUCAUAUUCCAUUCACAAUUUCUUUCAAUUUCCAUUAUUAGUAGUAAACCUUUAAUCAACCGCACGAAGCAUGCAACUUUCUUUGAAAGCAAUAACUGCGGAGGUGUUUAACGUUAACUUUUUAUUAUUGUAAAUUACAAGACGGUAAUUUGGUGACUCGUGCAAAUGUUGAUGUAACCAGACUAUGAACUAAAGUUUUUGCAAUAAAUGUUUUU